AUGGCCGACCUCGAAAAAACAAUCAUGGAAGUGGACAAGGGGAAAAACAAACCGUUCGUAAAUCAAGUAAAGGCGCAGCUUGACGAAGCUACCCACAUAACAGACAAGCGGAGGAGUCCGGAAGCUAUUAACCAGUCGGCUGAAAGCUGCUCCACAGCGGAAUACUGUGAGAAGCUCCAGGCAUGGAUGUGGCAGUACUACAGUGGAUAUGUGAACUGGCAGAGCUGGCUGUUAGCGUCAGUCCCUCCCUGCUUACAGCAGCCCAGCGGAACGUCCACUGCUCUUGUUUUUAGCGCUCAGAACGGACAAAAUGCUCCCUUUGGUCUGCCACUGUUGCCUUAUCCACCUACUACCAGCUUCCCGAGCAGCCGGGCAGGAGAAACCGCUGCCGGAGCCCCAGCGGCCGCUGGGCAGCAGCGGGAUCAGGGGAAUGCUCAGAGACAGGGUCGAGAGUACAGCAUUCCUUCACCUCUCCAAAGACUUAUGGCAGAGAUUGUGGAUUUCUUCAUAUUGUUUUUCAUAAAAGCAACCAUAAUUAUCAGUAUCAUGCACUUAAGUGGAAUUAAAGACGUUUCCAAAUUCGCCAUGCAUUUCAUCGUGGAGGAAAUUGAUGAAGACACGUCAAUGGAGGAGCUGCAGAAAAUGAUGCUUGUGGCCCUCGUGUAUCGGAUUUUAGUUUGUUUUUAUGAGAUUAUUUGCAUUUGGGGAGCUGGAGGCGCCACUCCGGGGAAAUUCCUCAUCGGACUCAGAGUCGUUACGUGCGAUUCGUCGGUUCUGGUUCAGCCCAAUAGAGUGCUAGUAGUGCCGGCAACUAAUGUUUCCCUGUCAGCGUCGACUGUCCGAGCCUUGAACAAGAACUUCUCCAUAGCUUUCUUUUUCCCAGCCUUUAUCACACUUCUCUUCUUCCAGCACAACAGAACUGUCUACGACAUGGUGGCUGGUACGAUAGUUGUCAAGCGCUCCAGAGUCAGAUGAUGCUGUAAUGAAGGACAGGAAGAGGAUGGAUAAAUGAAAUUUCAAGAGUAAAA
Molecule: messenger RNA, 1028 nt
Organism: Cyprinodon variegatus (sheepshead minnow)
Lineage: Eukaryota; Metazoa; Chordata; Actinopteri; Cyprinodontiformes; Cyprinodontidae
Product: protein FAM8A1-like
Exons: 5
Coding region: 1-975 (324 amino acids)
Source: RefSeq, a predicted model, not a curated record